AAAACAAAAAUAUAUAUUACGAUAAUUAUGUUGGAUACAAAAUUUUAAAGAAAUAUUUUUAAAAUUUAAUACCAUGAUAAAUAUAGACACACGUAUAAAAUAAUAGCGCAAGAUCCACAAAGAAAACAUUUUAAUCUGUUUUUCAUCAAAUUAGAAAAUGCAUGACGCCCCUGAAUGUCUCGUUCGAAGAUAUAAGGCUCUUGACGAACUUAUUAAGGAGCUAUCAUCAAAAUCAAACAGCGAGGAUGAAGCUUCCGACCCAGCCAUCAAACUUAUGUGCAACUUUUGGAAUAUUCUCAAAGCAGACCAAGAUUGCAAUCUAACGAAACCAGUUCAACGAGAACUUAACCUCCACCCUGUAAGGGGCACAGACCAUGCAUUCCAGUACAAGCCUGUAACAUGCUUUAUGUCUGGAUGCAGUAGGAAAAGUAAUGAACCUAAUAAGGAACCGCAGUCAUCGAAAAAGUGGCAAAGCUGUAAGAAGUCGGUGACACAAGAACAGCAGAAAUCAACCUGUUGCUCGUCACGAACUGGUAGUAGCACACCAGGUUCAACUAAGGAGACGGAGCCGCUGAGCAAAGUUCUUAAUAAUUUGAACGAGGCCGCGUCGUUCGACAGAAAAUGCAACGAUAAGAUAAGCGCUUUGCUGGCAACUCAGCAGGAGUUGCAAGAUCAGAUAAUCCACUUGGAGCAUCGUGAGCAGGAAGGGGCAGAGUUGUUAAGACAGGCGGACAACAUGUGGACCAGUAUGGAGGAGUGUUACAAGAAGAAGCUGAAGGAGUCACAGGAUAGACAGCAGGAGUUGAUGAAACAGAUGAAGGAUAUUGAAGCGAGCGUCAAAAAGUGGCGAAAUAAUAAAAAGGAUCUUGAGUUACAACUCGACCACGUGAAUAAAUGCCAGCAAGAGAUAAAUGAGACAUUUCUUCAGAAAACAAGUGAUAGGAAUUGUAUGAAGAAGGAAAUAGAAGACUACAAAAAGAGAAUUGAAAAUAACAAAAAAGAACUGGAAGCGACGACACGGUCAUUAGCUUCAAGGAGACAUGUUACUGAUGGACAAAUCGAACGCGUAGCUAAAGAUGUGGCGAGAUUGGAAAAAAAAUUAAAAGAAGAACAGAACCGGAAGCAAGAGAAAGAGAAGGAGGGAAAUGGUUACGUGAAAGAGGCGAGAGAAGAUUUGCAGAAGUUAUGCAAAGUUUUACUCAGGAAAAAACUUGAAAAUGAAGAUUUACAGGCUGAGGGCGAAGCUCUCUUCCUAGAACUGGAGAUGUUGAAACAGACAUACGACCAGUGCACAGUUACUUGUAAAAAUAAACAGCAAUCGAUUGAAGACGAAAUAAAAGCAACACAGCAAGAGAUAGAUGGCUUUAAAGUGAAAUGCAUUCAAUGCCAUGAAUGUGUCGACACUAGUGACGUAAGAAAAUUCUGCACUGAUUGUCCAAGAUGUGAACAGAACAGGGAGUGUUUGCUUGAAGGUGAUCAUUGCAGUCCAGAUCAUACAUUUGAUUGUGUUUGCAUGGAUGUCAAGCAAAAGUUCCUCGAUAACGUGUUCGACAAUAUGUAUACAGUAUUGGAGGGUAAAAGCAAGAGUUGUAAUGGCAAAGCCAUUGCGGAAACAGUAAUGGAUUGCUUGAAACAUAGCAGGAACGGUAAAUUGAAUUCGGAAACGAGAAAGAUUCUGCAAGAUUUUAUACUGAAUACUAUUAAGAAGAACUUGAAUGUAACUAUUGUUGGAGGAGCUGUAAAAACAAGAUGCGAGAUGGAUCCAGAAACUUACAACCAAUUGAUGCUCUGCUUGAAAGGAAUCAAAGUGAAAAUACCACCCAAAGUUGACAAAGGCAGUGCUGCUAAAAAGGAACCUUGUCCACACUGGGGUGAGACGAGUGAAUGCAACUGUCCGAAGGGAUCAAAAGGAGCUAAGGAAUGCAUUUGUAGCAAAAGGGCUCUCACACCAGCAAAGGAUCCAUCCUCACAUCCGGUUGACACUGAUGAUAAGCCGGACCCGGAUGAAGAGGUCACAUGCCCUUACAAGGAAUCGACACCUUGCGCUCCAGAUUGUGGCAUGCAAGGAGUUUCGGGAGGUGUUGAUGCUAAAGUAGCAGCCUGGAGACCUAGUCCGUGUCAAGGUACAUCGUGCCAAUUAAAAAAUAUGAGAGCAGCACAAUGCAUGCUUGGGCAAGAAGCAUUAACCUCUGUGACAAGAGAGAGAGAUUGUGCACCAACAUGUCAAAUAACUGCCACCAUCUCAAAACCUUCUGAUGAGGAUAAUUGUAAAUGCGGAAAAUCUAUAAGGAAGCCAUGUGCCUGUCGUAAAGAUAAAAAACUAAUGAAAGCAGCAGUUAGUACACAAUAUAGCAGGGAAUUAUCCACUAAGCUUAUACUCCCAAAAAGUAACAAAAAAGGAGAAACAACUGACGAAUGCAACUCUUGUACUAGUGGUAGACAUAGUCCAUUAAGAAAAUUAACUGCAAAUGAAGCGAAAAAUAAAAAACAAUCUAUAAAACACCUAGUAUGUAAAGAAACAUUAACAAAUAACUCAAUCAAGAGGAAAUCGUUAAUAGGCGUUCGACAAUCACUGCCUUAUAAAAUAGAAACUAAUCUGAUAAUCGAAAAGAAAGUAUCUCAGCAAGAUUUUUCAAAUCUUUAUAAGGGUGAACCAGAAUCUGCUUUCCAAAAAGAAGUACAACUAAAUGAUUUCCGCAAGUCAAGGGCAUCUUUUAAAGCAGUUGUAUAUGAUGAUAGUAAUAUAAUUGAGGAUGUUUAUCCCAAAAUUUCCAAAACAUCAUCAGGGAAUUUAACUAUGGAAUUAGAUGAAAACAUUGUUAAGUUAUUUAAUUCAAAAAUAGGAGUAAAUCAAACAAUGCAUGCCAAUUUAAGAGAAAGUGAGUCUGGCACAUAUUAUAUGGACUUUAUGUGUGAUAAAAGUAGUCCGCAUAGUAAUAAAAUGAUCGUUACGAAAACACCAUCAGGGAAUCUACAAGUGCUUAUAAAUAAAAGACCAAUCGUUUCAAAAAAAGAAUCUUCAUUAACGGAUCAAAACAAAAGUCCUGGCAAUGUGAAACCCAAUAACAUACACCAAUGGGAAUUAUCUGGGACUUUAUCGGAAAAAUCGUAUACAGAAGCUGCAGAGGUUGAGAAUUCAUUUUGUAAAGUCACUUUUAAAGGUUUGGAUACGAUUUCUGAUUCACAAAUUCUUUUACAACGUACCUCAUCUGGAAACUUUAAGAUUAUUAUGGACAAGGAAUUUGAGAAGCGUUUUAAAGAAACUAUUAAAAAAUGUAAAGAAGAAGAUGACUUAAAUCUUACUUCAAUCAAAUGCCUUAAAACAGAUUCUGAAAAUAUUAUUCUAAGUUUUGAAGAUGAAACAAUUGAAGGCUUUCAAAAUACGGUUUUGUUCAAAACCGAAUCUGGAAGUUUAAAAAUUUUAAUGAAUCAAACUGAAAAUAGAUCUAAUCUAUUAGCAAGAUCUUCAAUCAUAUCCGCAUCGACUUGUCGUAGCUUAUUGCAUACAAUGCUUGUGUCCAGUGUCUCAAUGCCUGAAGAACAUUUAUACAAUAACAGACAACUAAGAGAUAGAUGUUGUAGUGAUACCACUAUUUACAAUUUGCUAAAACUAAGCUUACCAAAUCCCGAAACUGGAGUAUUAUCUCAGAAUCUCAAGAAAUCUCCAUCAGGUCAAUAUGCCAUACUGUUAGAUCAGCAAUCACGCAAAUCAUUUAUCUCAAAUAUGAAAGAUUUGAGUAAAUCAUCUCAAAAACUUGUUUCAAUAAAAAAACAAGGAAGGGAUGAAGCAGCAAUUUUAAAUAGUGGAUUUGAUGAUACAUUAAAUGGAUCUAUAAAAUUAACGCCCUCUAAGAAUAUUUAUGUGACAAUGAAGAAAUCACUGGUCAAAAAUGCAAAAUCAGACUCCGCAUCAAUUUCAACAUGGCAAGAGUUUAUAGAUACUGUAGAAAACCCAGCAGUGAAAGCAAUAACAACAACGUGUCAUAACAGCAAUGAUUGUGAUUGCGAUCUUUCAAAGUGUGUUUGUAAAAAUAUUCACUACAAAUCGAAAAACUGGUAUGUUGAUUUACCAACAAGUGCUCAGUGCAUUAACAGAACGUUAGAUGGACCAAAUACAAUGGAACACUUUAAAAACUCUAGUGGCACUUAUCACUCUAAUGUAAGCGAUACAUUUUCAUGUGCUUCAAAACCACCACAUAUAAUAGUAAAGCCUCGCUUGUGUACUUCCAAUUCUGGAAAAAAUAACCAAAAACACUUGAAUGAAAUUUGCAACUAUCACUCUCAUAGAUACGCAAGCAUCUCGAACGACAUAAUUGAAAAUUCCGGAUAUUGUAAUGUAUGUACAGAAGAUGAGAACAUAAAAUGUGAUGAUAAAUCAAUUGCAAAAGAUCCAUAUCGGUUAAGUUUAGGCCAGCCCAGAAAUAAAUAUAACGAUUCAUUAGACUAUCUUCCCCACCAAUUGCCCUCAUUUUUGAUACCCAAUGAUUGACAUCUUUUUUGAAUUCGUAUUAAAAUAUUUUGCUUAAUUUAUGUGACGUCAUAUUGAUAAACAAAAGAUUAGCGAUAGUUUGUGUACCCGAAAAUAGUGACUAAUGAAAAAUGGGUCAAUAAAUUUGAACGCGAGUGUU
Molecule: messenger RNA, 4628 nt
Organism: Leptidea sinapis
Lineage: Eukaryota; Metazoa; Arthropoda; Insecta; Lepidoptera; Pieridae
Exons: 14
Coding region: 158-4489 (1443 amino acids)
Source: RefSeq, a predicted model, not a curated record